Molecule: messenger RNA, 2961 nt
Organism: Fulvia fulva
Lineage: Eukaryota; Fungi; Ascomycota; Dothideomycetes; Mycosphaerellales; Mycosphaerellaceae
Exons: 5
Coding region: 1-2961 (986 amino acids)
Source: RefSeq, a predicted model, not a curated record
AUGUUAUCGCCGUUGGUGUCCCUCACCGCCGUCUUGAGCGUGUUGCCCGUGGCAUUCGCUGGCGCUCGAGAUGGAACCCGUCAGAAGAGGUCCGUAUUGAGGUCGGAUCUGACCCGCAGAGCUACCUCUCCAAAUUGUCCCAUCGCCAAGACACCACCCCGGCGUAGCGGUGUUCGCUGCGCGAUGCGAGGAACUGUCGCACAAGCAGCCAUCUACGCGUCGAGCGAACCAUUCACUUCGUGCUCUGGAGAUUACAAGGACUGCUACUACAAAUGCCUUGCGGACGAUUACUGUUUGUCAUUCUCGUUCAACGAUGUGACCAAGCAAUGUCAGGGCUACGACACCAAUGUGAACACCCUUGGAUAUCGUAGCUCUGCAACGUCUCCUACCACCCUCUGGGACUUCGACCAAUGCUUCGCUUCCGAGCAAUGUGAUGAAGACCCCUAUGGGACCGAGCCUGGAGCUUGCACGAUCGUUACCACAUCAAACGCCCCAACAAGCACCUCUACCGUGGCAAUUACAACGACCACCUUGGACAUCACCACCACCACUGGUCAAGACACUGUGACAACGACGGUAGCCAGCACCGGUGACGCGCCUUCGUCAAGCACAGACGGGACCACCUCCGACGCCAGCUCAUCAACCACAGACGCGAGCACAUCAGAAGUGGGCUCGUCGAGCACAACGUUGGAUGCCCCUGCAACGACCACGACUCCAGCCACAUGCAAGAUAAAUGAUGUCAGAUGCAACCAAUCCGAUGAGUGUUGCAGUGGGUUCUGUGAUCUUCCACUGUUGAAUAGACUUGGCAAGCGGAACCUUGGUACUUGCAGAGAUCCUCCAACAUCGACAACAACUACGGAACUCAUUACUACCAGUGAGGAGCCCAGCAGCACGACUGAUGCCAGUAGUACUACCGAUGUUGUGACCAGCACAACGUCUGACGCUCCCGUAUUUACUACCCCGGCUGUGUGUGCCAGCGAGGGAGGGGGUUGCUUCAUAUCCUCAGAUUGUUGCACCGGUAACUGUGUCCCUCCAAGCCUCAUUGAAAGGAAUGGAGACAUCCCUAUCAUCGACAUCCAGGGUACUUGCGGACCCGCGAUCACCACGACCACCAGUGAUGUGACCUCUUCCACGGACACACCGUCCAGCACAACACUGGAGACCACAGCAACUACUACAGCCCCCGCUGAAUGCACGCCCCAGGGAGAUACUUGCGUGCUUGACUCGGAAUGUUGUUCUGGAAACUGUGAGCCGUUCGAAAUUUCUGGUUUUGAUCCCAUAAGAAAGCGUGCCUCUCCUAAUAUUGGUCUUGGAAGUUGUGGCCCACCACUCACGACAACCACGACGGCCGAUGUGACGACCACAACGGCCCAUGUGACAAGCACCAGCGAUGCGGCCUCCAGCACAACCGACUCAAUAUCAUCUACUACGACUGCUGGUCCUAUACAAACCUGUGUGUCUGAUUCCACCAACCUUCUUGGACCAUACGAUCCACAAGGUCUCGAUUACACCGUUCUGGAUCAAACUCUAUACAAUGAUCAAGCCAACGUGUACAGUGCCAAUGGUGCUCUCACGGAACCUGUGACUGGGACUGGCAGCGGACUAAACAACAUGGCAUGGAUCAGUGCAAAUUGGCCAAACGGCAAUAAUGGUGUAGUCACUCUGCCUGACUCUGCUGGAACUCAAGUUGAUCUUGCUACCAAGUCUAUACUGGCAAGAGGUUGGUUUGUGGCUCCAAUUAUGGGAACAUACACUUUCACUCUGAACUCCGGUAGAAACGACAACUUCGCGCGACUGUGGCUCGGGGACAACGCUGUCGAACCAGAAGAGGAUAACGCCGAUGCUGCAGUUACUUUCGUUUUCAACAGCAACACCGCCGUCCAAGCAACGACCAAACUGCUUGCUGCAGGGGAGAUUUAUCGAUUUGCUUAUCUCUGGUCCAACGGUGGUACUCAAGCUCAGAGUUAUCUGCUCAUCAGGAACGCAGUCACAGGGGACGACAACUCAGUUGGCAACUUCAUCGCCGACUGUGUCUCACCUCCAGCAGUCACGACGACUACCACUGCAGAAGCCAGCUCGACCACGGACUCGGUCUCCUCCACAACCGAAGAGGUUACCUCCUCAACUACCGAUACUUCCUCUUCAACAACAGACGCCCCGUCCAGCACAACAGACUCUUCUACGAGCGACGUCCCCUCGUCUACGACAGACGCUGCAUCCAGCACAACAGACUCCUCUACGAGCGACGUCCCCUCGUCUACGACAGACGCUGCGUCCAGCACAACAGACUCCUCCACAAGCGAUAGCCCCUCGUCCACAACAGAGGGCCCGUCUAGCACGACAGAGGAUAGCUCCUCGUCCACGACGGACGCAUCCACCAGCGAUGGAUCUUCCUCCACAAGUGACAUUGCCUCGUCCACAACCGACGUAGAAUCCACCAGUCAAAAUCCAACAACUACCACCCAAGAAAUUACAACAACCCAGCCACCAACUACUACGACCGCUCAGUCCACGACGGCAACUACUACAACCACUGGACGACCAAACCCAGGACCAGGAGGCAACAGAGCACCAUACUGCAACUCUGAUCUCUCCGAGAACAACAAUGCUCCAGGUGCAGGCGGCUGCUCCAGCGGAUGCUAUUGCGACAACCAGUUCGGCACUGGCAAUCGUGUCUGCGACGCCAAUCCGCCAGCCGACGACCCUGACUUCACUUGCUCCACCGAUAGCUCAUGUGCAGCUGGGUCGUUCUGUGCCGCCGGCUUUUAUCAACGUUACUAUGGACAUCCGGUUUGCGUCAAAUACACCAGCUGCACAAGCACUUACACCUUCGGAGGUGGCCGUGGCAAUCCAUCACGCCGCAAGCGCGCAGAAGCACGGCAGCCACCACGCGCGGACAUGGUCUUCGCUGACUGGAACAUCCGUGUCGCCAACAUCACUGGCUUGGGCGAUUUGGAGUAA